Rhinichthys klamathensis goyatoka is the source of this 1969-nucleotide messenger RNA. It is a transcript of the gene gpaa1, whose product is annotated as glycosylphosphatidylinositol anchor attachment 1. The record is from RefSeq and is a predicted model, not a curated record. Gene Ontology annotation, biological process: attachment of GPI anchor to protein. Lineage: Eukaryota; Metazoa; Chordata; Actinopteri; Cypriniformes; Leuciscidae. Bases 50 to 1897 code for a protein of 615 amino acids. Gene Ontology annotation, cellular component: membrane; GPI-anchor transamidase complex. The transcript has 12 exons.
GUUUCGCAUUCAUUAGGUGUGUAUUGAAGCAGAGCAGUAGAUCAUCACCAUGGGUCUGUUGUCUGACCCGAAUCGCAGAAAAGCCCUGACCAACCUCUUGACCCGCCUCAACACACCCAUAUGUAUGGUGUGCUACCUGGCGGCCAUAGUGUGGUUCAUGGGCCUGGCGUUCGAGCCCUUCACGCUGCGCACGUACAUGUCGGAGAACGCCAUGGGCUCCACCAUGGUGGAGGAGCGCUUCUCCGCUGGGGAGCGAGCGCUGGCCACUGCCAAGGAGUUCGGCGCUCACAAGAGGAAGGCAGGAGGGAUGCCGGUGGACUGGUUAGUGAAGACGAUGCAGGCUCGAGGACUGGAGGUGUUCACCCAGAGCUUCUCCCGCAAGCUGCCGUUCCCCGACGAGAACAAGGAAAGAUAUAUGGUUCGAGGCACGAAUGUGUACGGGAUCCUGCGCGCUCCUCGAGCUCCUCGCACAGAGGCGCUCGUCAUCAGCGCCCCCUGCAGUCCCGGACACAGCAACAACCAGGCGGUCGGCCUCCUGCUGGCGCUCGCGCAGUACUUCAGGAACCAGGUUUACUGGGCCAAAGACAUCAUCUUCCUGGUGAACGAGCACGAUCUGAUCGGCAUGCAGGCCUGGCUGGAGGGAUACCACCACACCAACAUUACAGGGAUGGAGUACUCGCCCCUGCAGGGCCGCGCCGGGUCGAUUCAAGCCGCCCUCUCGCUGGAGCUCAGCAGUGACGUCAUCACCAGCCUGGACCUGGUCCUGGAGGGGCUCAACGGGCAGCUGCCCAACCUGGACCUGGCCAACCUCUUCUACGCCUUCUGCCAGAAGCUGGGAGUGCUCUGCACCAUCCAGGGGAAGCUCCAGAGGAACGACUGGGACACGGCGGAGGGCUACACGCACGCGGCUCAGACCAUGAUGCUGAUGGUGCUGAAGCAGGCGUGUGGACGCUCGUGGGGCGAUCACGGCCUCUUCCUGCGAUACCACAUCGAAGCCGCCUCUAUCCGGGGCAUCAACAGUUUCAGACACUACAAGAUGGAUGCCACCACCAUUGGCAGAUUGUUGGAGGGAAUGGCCCGUAAACUGAACAAUCUCCUGGAGCGUCUUCAUCAGUCAUAUUUCUUCUACCUCUUGCCUUCUCUCUCUCGGUUUGUGUCCAUUGGCUACUAUAUGCCGGCGUUUGGCCUCCUGGCUGUCAUCUUACUGCUUCGAGCGCUGGAUCUCUGGGUUCAUCUGGGAACGCCGGAUCUGGCCGCGGUCGAUGGAGUCAGUGAAGCAGAGCGACCGCCGGGUCCGGGCGUGUUGUCAGUGUUGACCCCAGUGGUGAUAAGUCACCUGACCGGUGUGGCGCUGUACCUGCUACCUGUUCAUCUGCAGGAGAUCGCUGUCGAGCACUUCCCUGUGUCUGAGACCGAAGCUGUGGUGCUCACUGCUAUUGCCAUCUAUACCGCAGGCCUAGCCCUGCCACACAACACACAACGGUUGUUGUCUGGAGAGGGAACCGAGCAGGGCUGGAAAGUGCUGAAACUGACCGCUUUGCUCUAUCUAGCAGCGCUGUUGGGCUGCACGGCCCUCAUCAACUUCUCUCUGGGCUUCAUCUUGGCUGUCACACUGGUGCCCAUCACCGCCAGCAUCACGCCACACAUGCCCAAAGCUCUGAGUGCUGUGGUGAUGGUGCUGCUCAGUCCUGCCUUCACCAUCCUCUACUGCGUCUUCAUCUACCAGGAGCUCAUCGAGGAGCCCGUCAGCAUCAACGAGGGCUGGAUGCUGUUCCUCUCGGUCAUCUCGCAGGGCAUUCUGGACCACGCGCUGUACGGCUCGCUCGUGUACCCGCUGCUGGCCCUGUUCGUGUACCCCUGCUGGCUGAUGUUCUGGAACAUCCUCUUCUGGAAGUAACCAGCUUGUGCUGGAGCGGUUUCAGAACAAUCACACGUUGUGCCAAUCGCAAGGAUUCGCUGUCCGUCUGUG